This is a messenger RNA of Trichoplusia ni (cabbage looper), 1957 nucleotides long. RefSeq names its product mannose-6-phosphate isomerase (gene Mpi). Gene Ontology annotation, biological process: GDP-mannose biosynthetic process; carbohydrate metabolic process. Gene Ontology annotation, cellular component: cytosol. The transcript is spliced from 7 exons. Bases 210 to 1424 code for a protein of 404 amino acids. Gene Ontology annotation, molecular function: mannose-6-phosphate isomerase activity; zinc ion binding. The record is from RefSeq and is a predicted model, not a curated record. NCBI's taxonomy places the organism in Eukaryota, Metazoa, Arthropoda, Insecta, Lepidoptera, Noctuidae.
UUUGACGUCUGUCAUUGUGUUACAACAACAUUCCUCUUUUGCGGUUAGUUCUGAUCUAUUUAAUUGUUAUUUACAUUCGUCAUACGACUACUAAGUAUGUCGAUAGUUAAUGGAAUCACCUCGACGAAUUGACAUCGAUAACGUGGACAAUUCGUUUAAUUUCACUUAAGAGACACGUACCACUCGUUACAUUCAGGAAACUGUUGGCAAUGGAGUUACAGUGCAAAGUUCAAAAUUAUGAGUGGGGGAAGUUAGGUCUAGAUAGCACAGUAGCUAAAUUACUCUCUAGUGCUAAUCCUGACAUAGCUAUUGACCCAAUGAAGCCAUAUGCUGAGUUAUGGAUGGGUACACAUCCAAAUGGCCCAUCCCUCAUCAUUGAUAGGGAUGUACUGUUGUCGGAAUACAUCAAAGACAAUCUAGAUGCCAUAGGACCUGCAGUUAGAAAGAAGUUUGGAGUUGCUGUACCAUUCCUCUUUAAAAUAUUGUCUAUUAGAAAAGCACUGUCUAUUCAAGCUCACCCAAACAAGGAGCAUGCCGAAGAACUCCACAAGAACUUCCCAGAUAUGUAUAAAGAUCCAAACCACAAGCCUGAGCUUGCAAUUGCACUGACACCAUUUGAGGCUCUUUGUGGCUUCAGGCCGCUCUCAGAGAUUCAAGGAUAUCUUAAAAAUUUGCCAGAACUUACCAGCAUUUUAUCUAAGGAUAGUGUAGACAACCUCCUUGCUUACCAAGAACAAGGGGAGAGUGGGACUGUCCUCAAGCCUUUGUUCCAGGCUCUGAUGACAAGUGAUAAGGGUGCUAUAACGAAAAGUUUACAAAGUCUGCUGGACAGACUGGAAAAAGCAGAUGUAACAACGCAGUCAACGUUACUCUACCCGCUGCUGCGCCGCCUGCACUCCGACUUUCCCGGGGAUGUCGGCUGCUGGUCUCUAUACUUCAUGAACUACAUGCAGUUGAGUCCAGGCCAGGCUAUAUUCCUGAAGCCCAACUUGCCACACGCUUAUUUAAGCGGAGAUUGUGUAGAAUGCAUGGCUUGCUCGGACAACGUUGUGCGAGCAGGCCUCACACCCAAACACAUCGAUGUGGCGACCCUAGUUGACAUGUUGGACUACAGCAGUUACGCGCUAGACCAGCUGCUGUUCAACCCUCAGCUAGAAGACGCCAACUCCUGCAUUUGGAGACCACCAGUCUCUGACUUUGCUGUUGUUAAGAUUAGGUUGGAAUCCGGCGACACAUACAACACACAGAACCGUCCCAGCCCGAGCCUGCUUAUCGUGACAUCAGGAUCUGGAGAGGCCUGUGACACAGAGCCGAUCCCCGCUCGUCCUGGAACUGUCAUCUUCCUGAAAGCCAGCAGACAACUAACGUUAAAACCCACUGGUGAUAGCCACUUAGAAGUAUACCAAGCUAUAUGUAACGUGUGAUACGUAGGAAUUAGAUUUUAUUGAGUCAUUGUUUCUCAAUCUCUUGUGUUGUGGAAAAAAAAUUGUCUGUCCACAAUUUAUUUUGGAAGGAAACUAAGAGGAAGUUUUCUCUUUGCUUCUUUUAUAUUGAAUGCAAUUCAUAAUUUUUAAUGGUGUUGGGAAUAUAAUAUAUAUCAUUGAUACUCGUAUUUAUAAAUCCUGGAAAUCCAUGGAAUAAAAAUGAAUGAGAUUAAAAUAUUUGUUGAAGAUUUAACAUAAUUAUGACUUUAAUGCUGCUUUUGAGACAGAAAGUUUGAGAAACAGUUGAUCUAACAACAAAUUAUAAUUAUUAUUUUAUUCCUGUAUUAUUUGUAAACUUUAAGUUUAUUUUUAUUAUGUUCCUUACUGUUGAUAUAAAUCAUGUGAUACGUUAGACGAGUAGUCGUAAAGCGUACUAGUUUAAGGUUUGCGUUUUGAUUAUUGCAUUGUUUAUUUCUAGUAUUAUUGUUCCUAAAAAUAUGUGCCUUUUAUCAAUAAAUUUAGUUUUUAGUAAA